AUGUCUGCAACAAUCCCCAGAUCAAAUUUCAUGAACUACAUAUUGAGACGUGGCAAGUGUUUUCUGUCAACGUUCUGUCGACCUGAGUGUUCCGCGAAAUUUUGCUUAUCUGAAUACAAGGUCUUCAAACUUGAUACCAUGCCGUCUCAAGAAACGGAGUGCACCCGUGAUGAUGCACUUAAAUACCUAGACAGUCUUCAUCGCAUUCGUAGGAUGGAAACGGCUUUAGGAAACAUGUAUAAAGAGAAACAAAUCCGUGGAUUCUGUCAUCUUUAUUCUGGCCAGGAAGCAGUAGCAGUUGGUAUUGAGGCUGCCUUACAACCAAAUGAUACCAUCAUUACUGCUUACCGCUGCCAUGGAUUCACUAUGACUCGGGGUGUUUCUGUGCAUCGAAUAGUAGCUGAGCUGGCUGGAAAAAAGACUGGAUGUACCAAAGGUGUGGGUGGCAGUAUGCAUCUCUAUACCAAAAACUUUUAUGGUGGUAAUGGAAUUGUUGGUGCUCAGCAACAAUGGCGAGCUGUAAGCGUGGAAGGUGUACAUGAGACAAAAAUAGAAGAGUAUUUGAAACGUAAUGGCAUCUCUUCAAUGUCUGGUGAUCGUAAAAACUUUAUGCCCGUACACCGAAAGAAACCAGGUCAAAAACGGACAAUAAAUCGUCCAGUUCAUAUAAAGGAUAAUGAACAUGUGAAUGGGAUUCUAGAAGAUUUUUCUAAGAAGAUAGCUAAGACUUCUUAG
This is a messenger RNA of Heterobilharzia americana, 735 nucleotides long. The record is from the annotation of a GenBank genome assembly. NCBI's taxonomy places the organism in Eukaryota, Metazoa, Platyhelminthes, Trematoda, Strigeidida, Schistosomatidae.